Molecule: messenger RNA, 1611 nt
Organism: Adineta steineri
Lineage: Eukaryota; Metazoa; Rotifera; Eurotatoria; Adinetida; Adinetidae
Source: the annotation of a GenBank genome assembly
AUGCAUGAAUUUAAUUUAAAUUUUUGGCGUCGUUUACCUAGACAACAACGUACAACUAUCAUUGGAUCUCUUUUCCUUCUUCUUCUUGUGUUUGUUUAUGUUGUUUAUUAUAAACAUUCUACAAAAUCAAUUGAAGAUAUUCCAUAUGAGCAACAUCUAUCAGUAAAAAAUAAAGAAAAACAAACAUGGCCAAAGAAGCAACUUCAAGAAAAUCAAUUGUCAACAGCAAGAACUUUUUCAACUCCAACAAAUGAUCGACAGAUAGCUGUAAGAGAUGGUAUGCGACAUGCUUGGAAAGCAUAUCGAACAUAUGCUUGGGGUUAUGAUGAAUUAGAGCCAAUAUCUAAAACUCCAUCAGUCUGGUUUGGCCUUGGUUGUACUAUUGUUGAUGCGAUUGAUACAUUGUAUAUAAUGAAUAUGACUGAAGAAUAUAAUCAAGCUCGUGAAUGGAUAAAAACUUCAUUUAAUGUUGAUUCAACGUCGGUCGAUAAAUAUAAUUCACAUUUUGAAAUAACAAUACGACUUUUAGGUGGCCUACUUAGUAUAUAUCAUUUAACAAUGGAUGAAAUAUUUUUAAAACGUGCUACUGAAUUAGGUGAUCGACUUUUAUUGAAUUUUAAUUCAUUGACUGGUUUACCUUAUACAGAAAUAAAUCUUAAACAAAAUAUUACUAAUCCAUCUCCACCAACGUCCGUGUUAACAACAGCUGAAGUUGGUACUGUUCAACUGGAAAUGCGUGAUUUAUCACGAAUAACUGGUGAUAAAAAAUACGAAAAUGCAGCUGAUAAAUCAGCAGCAACACUUCAUAAUCAAGCAAAAAAUGAUGGUCUUGUAUCGAUUGCUAUCAAUUCAGCUACUGGAAAAUUUUCUGGUCCUAUUGUUACAUUUGGUGCACGUGGUGAUUCGUAUUAUGAAUAUUUACUUAAACAAUGGUUGCAAACAGGACAAAAAAGACCCUCAAAUCAAAAACAUAGUAAUUUUUUUCCAGAUGGUGUGCAACAACAUCUAUGGCGAAGAGCGUAUCCGAAAGAAUUUUAUUUUGUCGGAGAACUAAUGGAUAUGACAACAUUUUCACCAAAAAUGGAUCAUUUGGCUUGUUUUCUUGCUGGCAAUAUGGCACUUGGGUGGAAUUUUCAUCGUAGCUUGACUCAUCUAUUUGAUAUGGCAAAAAAUUUAACUGAAACAUGUUAUCAAAUGUAUGCUCAACAACCAACUGGUCUCAGUCCUGAAAUAGCAUAUUUCAAUAUAGAACCAAAUUCUUCAAAAUCAUCAAUUAUCAUUCACGAGGGUGAUACACAUAAUUUGUUGCGUCCUGAAGUCGUUGAAUCAUUAUAUUAUAUGUAUCAUUUAACUGGUGAUAAAAUAUAUCAAGAGUGGGGUUGGAAGAUUUUUCAAGCAUUUGAAAAAUAUAGUAGAAUAGAUAAUGGUUAUACAACAAUAGGUGAUGUUCGAAAUAAAAGUAAUGUUCAACCGCGCAAUAAAAUGGAAAGCUUUUUUCUAGCUGAAACAUUAAAAUAUCUCUAUUUAUUAUUUGAUACAACGAAUUUAUUUCCAUUUAAUCAAUGGGUAUUUAAUACCGAAGCUCAUCCAUUACCAAUUUAUAGUAAUUAA